Messenger RNA from Serendipita indica DSM 11827, 831 nucleotides. The record is from the annotation of a GenBank genome assembly. NCBI's taxonomy places the organism in Eukaryota, Fungi, Basidiomycota, Agaricomycetes, Sebacinales, Serendipitaceae.
AUGUCUGUUCGCACCACUCGUAAGACGUUUGAUCCAUAUAUCAUCCUCAAGGCGCGGGAUAUGAUUAAACUGCUGGCUCGGGGUGUCGCCGUCGGUCAAGCCGUGAAAAUCCUCGAUGAUGCGGUUGCCUGUGAUAUUAUCAAGAUUGGCAACAUUGUCCGGAACAAGGAGCGGUUUGUCAAGCGGAGACAACGAAUUAUAGGUCCGGAUGGGAGUACGCUAAAAGCCAUCGAGCUCCUCACAGGGUGCUAUGUGCUUGUGCAGGGUAACACUGUCAGUGCAAUGGGCCCUUACAAAUCUUUAAAGGAGGUUCGACGCAUAGUCCUGGACUGCAUGAAAAAUAUCCAUCCAAUCUAUCGCAUAAAGGAGUUAAUGAUCAAGCGAGAGCUGGCAAAGGAUCCCAAGCUCGCCACAGAGUCGUGGGAUCGCUUCCUACCCAAGUUUCGCAAACGACAUCUUACCAGUGCAGAAAAGAGUGCGAAAAAGAGGGAAGCGGCGGCGACAAAGGCGGAAGCGCGCCAAGCCGCCGCAGCUUCUAGUGGACAGCCGAUGGAUGUCGACGUGCACGAGCCUCCGAAGAAGAAGAAAAAGGUCUACACUCCAUUCCCUCCUCCACAGCUUCCGAGAAAGGUCGACCUUCAACUCGAGUCGGGCGAGUAUUUCCUCAAAUCAUCAGAGAAGGAGGCACGAGAAGCAAUUAAAAGGAAGCAGCAACAAGCAGAGGUUACCGCCCAGCACCAAGCCAAACGAGCAGAGGCCUACGUCGCACCAGAGGAAACUGCUGCGCCGACUGUUGCAGAAAAGAGAAGGAAACGAAAGAGAGAAGAUUGA